This is a messenger RNA of Nicotiana tabacum (common tobacco), 621 nucleotides long. Its product is annotated as flowering-promoting factor 1-like protein 3. The record is from RefSeq and is a predicted model, not a curated record. Gene Ontology annotation, biological process: regulation of flower development. Lineage: Eukaryota; Viridiplantae; Streptophyta; Magnoliopsida; Solanales; Solanaceae.
CAUCUUCAAGAAAACUAGUACUAUUUUCACUUUCUUCCUUUUUCCUUUCAAACAUGUCUGGUGUUUGGGUAUUCAAGAAUGGAGUUGUCCGGCUAGUAGAGAACCCCGGCGACUGCCACGGCGCUACCGGUCGCCGGAAAGUGCUCGUACACCUUUCUAGUAAUGAAGUAAUUACAUCUUAUUCUGCCCUCGAAAGGAAGUUGUACUCUCUUGGAUGGGAGAGGUACUAUGAUGAUCCAGACCUUCUUCAGUACCACAAAAGAUCAACAGUCCAUCUUAUUUCACUACCAAAGGAUUUCAACAGGUUUAAGUCCAUGCACAUGUACGAUAUUGUUGUCAAGAAUCGCAAUGAGUUUGAAGUUAGAGAUAUGUAAUAAUUAAUUUGAUUUUCUCAAAUGUUGUUUGGUUAGGUUGUUUCUUGUUUUAACUUAAGUUUGAUUUGCUUUGUGUAUUAAUGUUCACGUGUCUUGAGGUCUUAGGUUUAGGUCAGUGGAGUGUUUUAAUUUCUUUAGGGUGAGGAAGCUAAUUUGAUAUGUGGGGCUCUUAAUUUGUUGUUUUGAUGUUAAUUUGUGUGUAAAGUGAAGUUUUAUGACAAUGAACACUUGGCUUGGUUUGUAAGUA